Molecule: messenger RNA, 3054 nt
Organism: Penicillium daleae
Lineage: Eukaryota; Fungi; Ascomycota; Eurotiomycetes; Eurotiales; Aspergillaceae
Product: putative DNA excision repair protein (Rad26L)
Exons: 2
Coding region: 1-3054 (1017 amino acids)
Molecular function (GO): ATP binding; ATP-dependent chromatin remodeler activity
Source: RefSeq, a predicted model, not a curated record
AUGGGAGAUCUCAGUGCUGAGGUCGAGGUCAUCGUCAUCGAAUCAGAUGACGAUGACCUAGAAGUGACCGCUUAUCUGGGCGCGGGCACCACCUUGAAUAGGAAUCCGACACCUUUGAAACUCGAAGAACCUACCAAUACGCCUAAACGUGGCCCCGUUCCCUCUGUCCCUAAAUCAGAAGCUUGCGACACGCCGUGCCGCAUGUUGUCGAGUACGCCAGUUAAGAUCCAAGACGAGAGCGACGAUGAUUUCAAUGAUGGCGAGGCGGCAUAUAAAAAGUUCAAGGCACGCAAGUCUGUCAAGCGCAGACAGAGCGCGGCUGCAACUCGAAGAGCAAAGGUUCCCAAGAAAGAACACCGGGAUCAAAAAAUGGUCGGUCUCGUCAAGCCUGAACGCGCAUCAGCAAGGCCCAAGAGACCAUUGAGGGAAUAUGGCGAGGUCUCAUCGGAGGACGAGCUGAUGGAGUACACUCUUCCAAGCUAUUUGAAGCAACGAAGAGCUCAUUUCGAUCGGGAUCAACAAAAUCUCAAUGAGCUUGGUCUGAAGCUCCCGCCUUCCUACGACGAUGUCGACUUUUCCGAUGAUGAUCGCUUGGAAGACCUGCAAGAGAAGCCGUUAUUCCCAGACAGAAGGCCUGUCAGAGAAUAUAAAGAUAUCACGUUACCAUAUUCUUUGGGGUUGAUUCCCGCCCCGAUUGCACAGUGGUUGCGCCAAUAUCAAGUUGAAGGUGUCGCUUUCAUGCACGAAUUGUUCGUCUAUCAAAAGGGCGGUAUUCUCGGCGAUGAUAUGGGUCUGGGUAAGACCAUUCAAGUCAUUGCAUUUCUGACUGCCGCCUACGGCAAGACUGGCGAUGAGCGAGAUUCGAAGCGGAUGCGCAAAAUGCGGAGAUCGGGUGACAAUACAUGGUAUCCACGCACCUUGAUCAUCUGCCCAGGCACUCUGAUCUCAAAUUGGGUGUCUGAGCUUCAGCGGUGGGGGUGGUGGCAUGUCGACGUCUACCAUGGCAGCAACAAAGACAUCGCCCUUCACGCUGCGAAAUCGGGACGUGUGGAGAUUCUGAUUACUACCUAUACCACGUAUGUGAACAACAAGGACCCUGUGAACAUGGUCGAAUGGGACUGUGUGAUUGCAGACGAAUGCCACAAGGUCAAGGAGCGCAAGUCCGAAACAACGCAAGGCAUGAACGAGGUCAAUUCACUCUGCCGAAUCGGUCUGACUGGCACAGCUAUUCAGAAUCGAUAUGAGGAACUAUGGACUCUACUGAAUUGGACAAAUCCUGGCGUCGUUGGACCCGUGACAACGUGGAAAGCGCAGAUUUCGGAGCCGUUGAAGAUUGGACAGUCACACGACGCCACCUUGAACCAACUCAGCAAAGCUCGAAGAACAGCAAAAAAGCUUGUCGAAAACUUGCUUCCACAGUUCUUCCUGCGUCGCAUGAAGUCUUUGAUAGCGGACCAGCUACCCAAAAAGAGCGACAGGGUAGUCUUUUGUCCGCUGACAUGGACUCAAGCAGAGGCCUAUGAGAAUUUCCUGGACAGCGAUAUCGUGACCACGAUUAAGACUUCCACUGAAAGCUGUGAUUGUGGGUCAGGAAAGAAGAGAGGCUGGUGCUGCUAUAAGCUGGUCCCUGGCACGGGCAAGACGUGGCAGUCUUACGUUUUCCCUGCUAUUGCGGUUCUUCAGAAGCUCAGCAACCAUCUGGCAAUUCUGAUUCCGCAAGGAAACGAUUCUAAUGAGAAACAAGAAAAAGAAAAGGAGAUGCUGCAAAUAGCACUACCAGAUCAAUGGGAAGACCUAUACCGGUCCCGAGACUCGAUUGUCAACUACGCAAACCCCGAGUUCUGUGGAAAGUGGAAAGUCCUGCGCAAGCUACUUAGGUGGUGGCAUGCGAACGGUGACAAGGUCCUUGUUUUCUCACACAGCGUCCGCCUAUUGAAAAUGCUCCAGAUGCUAUUCAACCACACGAGCUAUAACGUGAGCUACCUGGACGGUUCUAUGAAGUAUGAGGACCGUGCGAAGGCCGUGGACGAGUUCAACUCUGACCCAAACCAAUUUGUCUUCCUGAUCUCUACUAAAGCUGGCGGUGUCGGAUUGAACAUCACGUCGGCAAACAAGGUGGUCGUGGUUGAUCCGAACUGGAAUCCGGCCUAUGAUCUUCAAGCCCAGGACCGAGCCUACCGAAUCGGACAGGUACGGGAUGUAGAGGUCUUCCGACUUGUUUCUGUCGGCACCAUUGAAGAGAUCGUCUACGCACGACAAAUCUACAAGCAGCAACAAGCUGAAAUUGGUUAUACCGCUAGCUCUGAGCGACGCUACUUCAAGGGUGUCCAAGAAAAGGCAGACCAAAAGGGCGAAAUCUUCGGUAUGCAGAAUCUCUUCGCUUACCAGCACGACAACGUCGUACUUCGCGACAUCGUCAACAAAACCAACGUCGCCGAAAGCCGCGCCGGCGUUCAAGUCACGGACUUUGAAGUCAAAGAAGAUGACGACAACGUCAAAGCCGAAGAUGAAGCAAUGAGCCAAAUAGCCGCCAUGGUCCGCGGCGAAACCGACGCUGAAGCAUCAAAGACUGAACCUGCGCACAGCCAUGACCCGAUUCAAGCCAUUCUCGCCGGCGCAGGUGUCGAAUACACUCAUCUAAAUAACGAAGUUAUCGGCUCAUCCCGCGUCGAAGAACGACUCAGCCGGCGCGCAGAGCAAGUCACCAAUGAUCCCAAUGCAGAUUUCCAGAUCUUCGAAUCUUCUCAGAAUGCUGAUAGUGGUGGCCAUGAUCCCUUUGCGGAACCGCGCCAUCAACCCCCACCACCAUCUGUAUUCCGAGAUCCGGACGGGCAGAUUGUUCGGUUCAAGUAUAAUCCGCCGGAGGAUGUGAAGCGCCGACAGUUCUGCAGUAUGGCGCGACGGCUUGGGUAUGCUGAUGCGACUGAUUUUGCGCUUGUGGUGGAGAAUAUGACGCAGGCUCAACGGAGAGAGUGUCUUGACAAGUGGUAUCUGGAGCGGAGGAAUGUGGUGCUUUCCCAAGUAGAGAAGGGACAAGUCAAGGAUGAGCAAUAA